AUGUUAGCGGUCGGGGCGAUGGAGGGCACCCGGCAGAGCGCGUUCCUGCUCAGCAGCCCGCCCCUGGCCGCGUUGCACAGCAUGGCCGAGAUGAAGACCCCACUGUACCCCGCCGCCUACCCCCCGCUGCCCUCAGGUCCCCCUUCCUCCUCGUCUUCAUCCUCCUCCUCGUCCUCGCCCUCUCCGCCCCUGGGCGCGCACAAUCCGGGGGCCCUGAAGCCCCCCGCAGUCGGGGGGCUCUCGUCCCUGGGCAGCCCCCCGCAGCAGCUCUCGGCAGCCACCCCGCACGGCAUCAACGACAUCCUAAGCCGGCCGUCCAUGCCCGUGGCCUCCGGGGCAGCCCUGCCCUCUGCCUCGCCCUCGGGUUCCUCGUCCUCGUCCGCCUCCGCCUCCUCUGCCUCCGCCGCCGCCGCGGCUGCUGCUGCUGCCGCCGCCGCCGCCUCCUCCCCGGCGGGGCUGCUGGCCGGCCUGCCCCGCUUCAGCAGCCUGAGCCCGCCGCCGCCGCCCCCCGGCCUCUACUUCAGCCCCAGCGCCGCGGCCGUGGCCGCCGUGGGUCGUUACCCCAAGCCGCUGGCCGAGCUGCCUGGCCGGACGCCCAUCUUCUGGCCCGGAGUGAUGCAGAGCCCACCCUGGAGGGACGCGCGCCUGGCCUGCACCCCUCAUCAAGGGUCCAUUUUGCUGGACAAAGACGGGAAGAGAAAACACACGAGGCCCACUUUCUCCGGCCAGCAGAUCUUCGCCCUAGAGAAGACUUUCGAACAAACGAAAUACUUGGCGGGGCCUGAGAGGGCUCGCUUGGCCUACUCGCUGGGGAUGACCGAGAGUCAGGUCAAGGUCUGGUUCCAGAACCGCAGGACCAAGUGGAGAAAAAAGCACGCCGCCGAGAUGGCCACGGCCAAGAAGAAGCAGGACUCGGAGACCGAGCGGCUCAAGGGGACCUCGGAGAACGAGGAGGAGGACGACGACUAUAACAAACCCCUGGACCCCAACUCGGACGACGAGAAGAUCACGCAGCUGCUGAAGAAGCACAAGUCCAGCGGCGGAGGCGGCGGGGGCGGCGGGGGCCUCCUGCUGCACGCAUCCGAGACCGAGGGCUCCUCCUGA
Ochotona curzoniae (black-lipped pika) is the source of this 1104-nucleotide messenger RNA. RefSeq names its product NK6 homeobox 1 (gene NKX6-1). Gene Ontology annotation, biological process: cell differentiation; regulation of transcription by RNA polymerase II. The transcript has 3 exons. Gene Ontology annotation, cellular component: nucleus. NCBI's taxonomy places the organism in Eukaryota, Metazoa, Chordata, Mammalia, Lagomorpha, Ochotonidae. Gene Ontology annotation, molecular function: RNA polymerase II cis-regulatory region sequence-specific DNA binding; DNA-binding transcription factor activity, RNA polymerase II-specific. The coding region runs from base 1 to 1104 and encodes 367 amino acids. The record is from RefSeq and is a predicted model, not a curated record.